Molecule: messenger RNA, 711 nt
Organism: Caenorhabditis remanei
Lineage: Eukaryota; Metazoa; Nematoda; Chromadorea; Rhabditida; Rhabditidae
Exons: 1
Coding region: 1-711 (236 amino acids)
Source: RefSeq, a predicted model, not a curated record
AUGUGCCUCUCCAUCAUCGCUCUAUUCGAAAACCGUUUCUUCGUCAUCUGCUCGAUGCGCGGCAACUUCAUCUGGGAAAAGUUCCGCCCAUUUUGGCUUAUAAUCCAUUACAUUGGUGUCAUUCUCAUAGUUAUCCCAUUAGGAAUGAACGUUCCCAACCAGGAGAUUGCCCUGAAACAAGUGUUCUUAAGGUUACCAUGUCUACACCCUCAAAUCUAUGAGGCGCCCAUUUUCGUGAUGACAGAUGAUAUCACUUAUCCAUUUAUUGUCUGUUUUUCAAGCACCACUUUCAGUGUCCUGGAAAUUGUCACGUUUUGCUUAUCCCUCACUUGGAGUAUCUUAAAACAACUGAAAUCUGGAAAAAUGUCUCGAAAAACGUUCGAAAUGCAGAAAAGAUUCUUUAUCGCCUUAUUAAUCCAAGUCGGUGUCCCAUUUUUCGUUAUCCUAUUCCCAUUUUUGUAUUGUGCGAGAUCAGUUCUCUUCAACUAUUACAAUCAAGCCUAUAUGAACUGUGCUAUUAUCACUUGGUCUAUUCAUGGAGUCGUUUCUACCAUUGCCAUGGUUUUUAUACAUCAACCAUAUCGAAUUGUGAUACUUGGAGUGUUUCGUCGGAGAACUCAUAUUGUUAGUAAUGAAUCAUCUCAGAGAUCACUGGGAGUGGCAAGGACAACUCAACAACCUUCGAUUGCUCCGGUUCAUAAUUUAGUUUAG